Messenger RNA from Pecten maximus, 2921 nucleotides. Its product is annotated as FMRF-amide neuropeptides-like. Gene Ontology annotation, biological process: neuropeptide signaling pathway. The record is from RefSeq and is a predicted model, not a curated record. Lineage: Eukaryota; Metazoa; Mollusca; Bivalvia; Pectinida; Pectinidae. Bases 203 to 1417 code for a protein of 404 amino acids. The transcript is spliced from 2 exons.
AAACUCAGCAUUGCUGUCUCUGCUCCACGAUAUAUACCCCUGGCUCGCAUACAUUAGUAUUGAGUUUAAAUAAGACGGCUCUUUCCUAGGCAGCUAGAGAUACGGCGAUACCGGGUUCCAGUGGCACGCGAGCUAAUUAGUGAAACGGACAAUCAAACUAUAGAAAUUACCUGGACAUAACUGAUUAUCUACCGUACAAGACAUGUAUUUGGCCCGACCAUGGAGUCUGCUAGUUCUGACGCUCUUAUACUUCAAGCUCACAAAAGCGGACACGGAAGUUGAAAAUGACGCAGACGCAGACAAAAGUCAUAACAGAGUAGCAAGGGGGUUGAGCUCAUUUGUUCGCAUCGGAAAAGAUGGUGAAGAUCAUUCUGUGGACGGACAGGAAAAACGAAUGAGUUCUUUUAUGAGAAUAGGAAAAUCCUAUGACUCACCAAACGAAAAUGAACUCAUGGACGAAAAUAAGCGUUUAAGCUCAUUUAUGAGAAUAGGAAAAAGUGCUUAUGAACCGCAGGAAAUCAAACGAAUGAGCUCUUUCAUGAGAAUUGGUAAAAAUUCUGAUGAUCCGAUGGAUAAACGAUUAAGCUCUUUCAUGAGAAUCGGAAAGAGCAAUGAUGGACCAAUCAACAAACGAUUAAGCUCGUUUAUGAGAAUAGGAAAGAGCAUGGAUGGAGAGCCCCUUAAUAAAAGAUUGAGCUCUUUCAUGAGAAUUGGAAAAAGUAUGGACGACGAACUACCGGAUAAAAGAAUGAGCUCAUUUAUGCGCAUAGGCAAAAGCCUUGCAGAAAAUGAAGUUGCAAAACGAUUAAGCUCAUUCAUGAGAAUAGGUAAGAAUUCGGAUGAACCGUUGGACAAGAGGAUGAGUUCUUUCAUGCGUAUUGGCAAAAGUAUGGACAAUCCCGAACAAAAACGGUUGAGUUCAUUCAUGCGUAUCGGCAAAAGUAUGGACAAUCCUGAAGACAAACGAAUGAGUUCAUUCAUGCGAAUCGGCAAAAGUAUGAACAAUCCCGAAGACAAACGGAUGAGUUCAUUCAUGCGUAUCGGCAAAAGUAUUGAAAAUCCCGAAGACAAACGGAUGAGUUCAUUCAUGCGUAUCGGCAAAAGUAUCGACAAUCCCGAAGACAAAAGAUUGAGUUCAUUUAUGCGUAUAGGCAGAAAUAUGGAUGGAGAAAAUGAGGUUUCGGAUGUGGACACCGGAAGUGACGACGAGCAACAAGAAAAGAGGAUUAGCUCAUUCAUGCGUAUAGGACGAAGUGCAGACGAAAGUGGCGCAGACAUGAAAAGAGCAUUCAUACGAAUUGGAAAGAUCCCGACAUCGUCCUUUAUGAGAAUAGGGAGGCGGCCUUAUGUCAGAGUUGGGCGUCUUGGUCAUUCGUCUUUCAUAAGAAUAGGCAAACGCGCCGACGAGUCAGUAUGAACACGUCAUAUCCGCCGUCCAGAAAGGCCGCUUCCUGUCGGAAUUAACUAUAAACAGAAAAAUACAUAUUUUUUAUCACUUUCACGUCAACAUCUCUAAAAGUAAAUUGAAAAAUUCAUAGAACUAUAGGACAAUGUUAUAAGGUAAACUAUAUACACAACGUAUCAAGUGGCGGAGGACUGGGAUGUACUUGGUAUUGUGUAUUGCACAUCAGCACGAACGUGAACUGGACUUGAAAGUGUACCGAUUAUAUAUAUAAUGCUAAACUGUGUAAACGUUGACAGCCCGGACAUAUAUUUAAUAUCUAACAAUACUGUACUACCAAACACUCAGCCUGUCUACAUAUGAAAUUUACAGAAGGAAUAUAGGAUAUGAUAGAUGAAAAUGAAAUGACAUCGACUUCAACGCUAGUGAUAAAACUUGGUUAUAACUAAUGCUUAUUUCCUGAGGUGAAUCCUACCACACAAUGAUGUACAUUGAGAUUUCAGUCCAUCACGAAAUAACGUUAGACUCUAUUUCAUGUCAUUUUAUUUUCCCCAACAUAUUAUACAAGAAAAUGUAAUUAUUUCUUAACCAAUCUAUAUAACGUUAUAAAUAUAGAAUGUUUUAUACAUUGAAUAAGAAAUUACUUAAGAAGUUGUUGAGAAGUAGGAAAGUACAUUUUUUAUAGAAUAGAGUGUCAACUUCACCAGUGUCAAAGAACGUUUGGUAUGCAGUAAGUACCGUGAAAGUGGAAUUUUCGUAACGAAAGAAUCAAAAAAUGAUUUUUCGUCAACUGACAGAUGCCAUAGCACAAAAUAAUGCUGUAUGCAGCAUCUAUGACACUUGUAUACCGGCAACGGUUAUAAUGUGAAGAUAUGCAUACCUCCCUUAACAUUGCUAAUACGACAUAUAAGGAGAAUAGAGUCCGGAGGAAACACGUGAAGAAAUCUCCCUGCCUUCUUUAUUCUGUAUAAAUGAAUAUUGACAAAAAUUCUGCUUUCAUAGUUUACAUAGAAGUACAAGAUAGUAUGAUAUGUUUACAGUAUGGUGUGAUUACAUGAUCAGCAAAUAUAACACAUCAAUUAAUUUUCAAAUUAAUGGUGUCUUAAAGAUAUUGCUUACAUCAGACCUUUCCGCUUGCCAAGUCGUCAAACGAAAACGCUAGAUCACUAAUCUGAAUACAUGUAUAUCAAAAUAGUAUUUUGAACGACACCGAUAUUAUAUAAUAUUCAUAGUGCGUAAAGCUGGAUUUGCGUUUGACGUGACGACAUGGCAAGCUGGGGCAUCAAUUUAUCAGGAGGUUUGGUUCACAAUAUCAAACACCAGGACUAUACCAUGAACUAGCUGCGUCGUCUCGUUUGAGCAAUACUUAUAUGCAAUAAAACAAGAUAGAAAACUAAACGUCGCGAUAACUGGAUGCCUGUACAUAAUUAAAUGUGAUUAGGCCCGCCACUAAGAAGAGGAGCAAAGGGUUUGUUACAUGUUCAAAUUGUUGUUGAUUAAAAUAUCAUUUCUAAAAUUC